GAUAAGUUCAGAACGCAGAAAGGAGAAAUCAAGAGAUGCAGCCCGCUGCCGAAGGAGCAAGGAAUCUGAGGUGUUCUAUGAACUUGCCCACCAGCUGCCUCUGCCGCACACCGUGAGUGCUCACCUCGACAAGGCCUCGAUUAUGAGACUGACCAUCAGCUACUUGAGGAUGAGGAAGCUGCUGGAUGCUGGUGAGCUGGAGACAGAAGCCAAAAUGGAGAAGGAGCUGAACUGUUUUUACUUAAAAGCUCUUGAUGGAUUUGUCAUGGUUCUCUCUGAAGAUGGGGACAUGAUUUACAUGUCUGAAAAUGUGAACAAGUGUAUGGGACUUACUCAGUUYGAGUUGACGGGGCACAGUGUGUUUGAUUUCACUCAUCCAUGUGACCACGAAGAGCUGAGAGAAAUGCUUACACACAGAAAUGGUCCUGUGAAAAAGGGCAAAGAGCAGAACACGGAGCGCAGCUUUUUUCUCAGAAUGAAGUGUACACUGACUAGCAGGGGAAGAACAGUGAAUAUUAAGUCGGCUACGUGGAAGGUCCUCCACUGCACUGGUCAUAUUCGUGUGUAUGACACUUGCAGCAGUCAGACUCACUGUGGUUACAAAAAGCCUCCCAUGACGUGUUUGGUGUUGAUCUGUGAACCUAUUCCUCAUCCAUCAAACAUCGAGGUCCCUUUGGACAGUAAAACGUUCCUCAGUCGUCACAGUCUUGAUAUGAAAUUUUCCUACUGUGAUGAAAGAAUUACAGAAUUGAUGGGGUAUGAGCCAGAGGAACUCUUGGGUCGGUCAAUUUAUGAGUAUUAUCAUGCCCUGGAUUCCGAUCAUCUGACCAAGACGCACCAUGACAUGUUCACGAAAGGGCAGGUGACAACAGGACAGUACAGAAUGCUUGCUAAACAAGGUGGCUAUGUCUGGGUUGAAACGCAAGCAACUGUUAUCUACAACACUAAGAACUCUCAGCCACAGUGCAUAGUAUGUGUAAACUAUGUGUUGAGUGGAAUUGUUCAGAAAGACUUGAUAUUUUCCUUGGGACAAACUGAGUGUGUGCUGAAACCAGUGGAUUCUCCUGAUAUGAAAAUGACCAAAAUAUUCAAUAAAGCUGAACUGGAUGAUACCAACAACCUCUUUGAAAAACUUAAACAGGAACCAGAUGCUUUAACUGUGCUGGCCCCAGCUGCUGGAGACACAAUUAUCUCCUUAGAUUUCAGCAGCAAUGAGUCUGAUGAACAACAAUGUGAUGAAGUUCCUUUGUAUAACGAUGUAAUGCUCCCCUCAUCCAGUGAGAAAUUGCAGACUAUAAAUAUGGCACUGUCCCCACUGCCUGCUUCUGAAACUACAAAGCCACUUCGUAGCAAUGCUGAUCCUGCACUCAAUAGAGAAGUUGUAUUAAAGCUGGAGCCAAACACAGAGCCACUAGAACUUUCUUUUACCAUGCCUCAGGUGCAAGAACAACCAACCAGUCCUUCAGAUGCAAGCACCAGCCAAAGUUCACCUGAGCCCACUAGUCCCAAUGACUAUUGCUUUGAUGUGGAUAAUGAUAUGGCUAAUGAAUUCAAACUGGAAUUAGUGGAGAAACUCUUUGCGAUAGAUACAGAAGCAAAAAAUCCAUUCUCUACUCAGGAAACUGAUUUAGAUUUGGAGAUGUUGGCUCCUUAUAUUCCAAUGGAUGAUGACUUCCAGCUGCGCUCCUUUGAUCAGCUCUCUCCAUUGGAAAGCAGUUCGUCCGGUUCUCAAAAUGCAGCCACCAUUACCAUAUUUCAGCAGACUCAGACGCCAGCAGCUACUGCUGAGGAAGUAAAACCAGGGACAGAGCGUGUGGAUGAUGUGAAAACGCUCAUUGUUCCUUCCUCUCCCGUUCAUGUGAUCAGUGAAACAAGUAGCGCCCCAGCAUCGCCGUAUGGCGGGAACAGGAGUCGAACGGCAUCUCCAAUCAGAGCAGGGAAAGGGACGUUGGAGCAGACGGAGAAAUCGUGUCCAGGAGCACCCAGUUUGCUAACAGUCACUCUAAAUAAAAGAUCUACUGCAAUGGAUGAAGAACUAAAUCCAAAGAUGCUAGCUUUGCAUAAUGCUCAGAGAAAACGAAAAAUGGAACAUGAUGGUUCACUUUUUCAGGCAGUUGGAAUUGGGUCUUUAUUGCAGCAGACAGGUGAUCGUGGAGCAAAUGCAUCACUUGCUUGGAAGCGUGUGAAGGGAUGUAAAACAAAUGGUCCUAAUGGAGUGGAGCAAAAGACAAUCAUUCUACUAUCAACUGACAUAGCAAGUAAACUUCUAGGGCAGUCGAUGGAUGAGAGUGGCCUGCCCCAACUCACGAGUUACGACUGUGAAGUCAAUGCUCCCAUACAAGGCAACAGAAACCUGCUACAAGGUGAAGAACUGCUCAGAGCCCUGGAUCAAGUUAACUGAGCUUUCACAAUACUUGUUCUUUUUUGGACACUGGUGAAUCAUCACCUAAAGCAGUCUAUUUAUAUUUUCUAUAUCUGAUUUUAGAAGCCUGGCUACAGUACUGCACUAAUUCAGUUAGUUCAGUUUUGAUCCCCUUUCUACUUAUUUUGACAGUCUUUUUAAUAUGUUCUUUAUGUAACAAUAACUCAACCUAUAGCGCAUUUUUAUAAUUCUUUGGUACAUACACUUUAAGUCCAUUACAUUUAAAACACACUUGCAAUAGUAGCUUUGAAAUAUGCACCUGAAUCUAAGAUAUUUAUUUUUUGGCUGGGGAGUUGGUCACCAAAGCUUAUUAUUAGUAAAAUGUCAACACAGGAAAAACUGGCAAUACUUCCAUCCUGCUCUUCAUAAGUAGUUGGAAGACUUGUGCUCUCUUACUCUUUAUGUUCAAGUAAGUUUUUAUUUUAAUAAUUUUUAUAAGAAACAACAACGCUUUUCAGCAGUGCAUUGUAGCCACAAUCGCACAAUAUAUUUUCGUAAAAAAAAUACCAGCAGUUCCUCAUGCAAUAUAUUCUGUGUUUAUAAAAAAUAGUUUUUAAGAAGAAUCCUUUUUUUUGUUUGUUUGCCUAUGAAAUCAUGUUUAAACCUGGAUUAUGUCAUUAUUUUAGUCAUGUUGUAAUAUAAAAUGUUCUUAAAUGCUGUCUUACACUUUUGACUUGAGUGUGAUUAGUCAAAGGGAAAGGCUUUAUCUGGAAAGGGCUAGCAGCAUUUUAUUUGGGUACAUUCUCAAUUUAGAGAGAGAGUUUGAUGUUCUUAAAGUAGUCACUUUGCCAGCUUAAAAGAAAAAAAAAAUCCCUGCCUGUAGUUGUUGAAGUUAAUGCUAAUAUUGUGUAUGAUCUUAAAUCUAAAUGUUCAGCUUACCCUGUGUGGUAUAGGUGAUAUUUCAAGCAGAUUGUAAAACAUCAUGCAUUGUUAGCAGAGUUUUAUCUAGUACAUCAUUGAGUUGCUCGAUAUUUUGAUGUUUUGGUUUUAUGCACCUUGUUGCUAUUAACAUCCAUGUUUUCAUGUAGAUUUCAAUAACUUGAAUAUACUUAGACUUUUUAUUUAGAAAUAUAUAGUUGGCACAAACAUCUUAUUUUCCUAUAUGUACUGUACAAAACCUUCAUUCACUCAUUCUUUUGCUCUUUGUGGUUGGAUCUAACACUAACUGUAUUGUUUUCUUACAUCAAUAAACUAUAUGUGGACCAGGCCCCCUGGGGGAGUGUGUUAUCUAAGAGAAAUGAGAUAAUUUAUAUUUUUGUUAGUGGUUAUUGUUCAUCAGUGUUCCCUUUUUAACUUAGCAAUGAUUUCCAAUCAACUUUUCCUUACUUUGACCUUAAUAUCUCCAAGUUAAUUAUUUGAGCCUAUUUAGUACUAAAGUCUCUUAGACAGUGUUGUACUACAGCUGGCCAAAGAUGUUAAAUUUUUAAACCAGUUAUGACACCAGUGAGCAUAUUUCCAUGUGACAGGACAGCAUACUUGUGUUCUUUUAGAGGGGAGAGAUUCUUCCUUACAACCAGCUUAAAGACAUGUCUCUGGAAGCCUAUCAAGGUAACACUGGAAAGCAGGAAAAGCAAAAAUCCCCAAGACUGAUCAAUUAAAGAUAGCUUUCUUUUUUUUUUGAUUUUUGUCACAAAAAUGGCAGGAUGAAAAAUGAAGCUGGUGCUCAAUGCUAAAGGAAGCUUGUUCUCAACAUCUCUGUGCUGUUGCCUCAGUGACUUUGACCAGAUGACUUUUCUUGUUUGGUUGUUUUAAAACAUUAGGCGACUCAUAUAGCCUUGUAAGGUGUAAAUACAGUUAAGAUAUUGCGCCCUCCUCAAACUGUUUUAAAAAGUAUUUCAAUACAAGAGAAAUCAAAUGUUCAGUGUCUUACUGAAGGAUUUAUUUUGGCCACGGUUAAACUCCUUCCUAAAAUUCACGUGCUGUAACAAUUGAUUAAUUUUUAACAUUGGUUAAUUUUUCUAAAAUUUAAGCAUGGACAAACAUUUUAAAAUAAUCAAUUUUAAUAAUUUUUACUGCUCACUAAGGGGAAUGUUUUUCAAAGUGAGGCAAGUAAUGAAAUUAAAUAGAGUAUUAACUGCCUUCUAAAACUCUUUAUUCAAUGGAGGUAAGGUGUGGAUAGUAGAAUAUGGUUGAGCACCUCUUAAAGCAAGAGGAAGACAUGCAGGUGCCUCAAGCCAAAACUCAAGCUUCAUAUGAAGAGCUUGUUUUGAAUACAGCCUGCUGCUGCUGAGUGUUAAAGACUUGUAAUGCACACACUUUUAAGCGUGCAAAGCUUAGCCAUCAGUCUGGAUGAAAGCAACAGAACCAUGGCUAGGUGAGGACCUUUGGAKGGCAUGCAUUUCCCUCUUUCCUUCUUCCACACUUUUUCCAUCUCCAMCAAUGGAACUUUUAGCAGUGUUGUUCUUAAAGGCUUKWGGAAAACAAGCAGUGGGCCUUUCUYUGCUUAAUUCUGUGUUGACUUAAGGUGAUGCCUCUGUGAGGAGAGGAAAGCCAUAUAGACAGAUGAAAGGGAGGAGGAGCUUCAGUUUUUCUCAUUCCUGCAGCAAGCUCUUCAACUGACCUCUUGGGUUACCCUUUUCAUCUCAACAGAAUAUUUACAUCCUGUGCUUUGAUAGUUAUUUCUGUCAGYCUGUGGACUUUAUUUUAGAUGCCCUGACCUCUAAAAACUACUCGGGACCAUAAAUUCCUCCGUACUGUGCUAUGAGUUCAGUGGGCAGCAAGUUUUACCUGCGAARAAAUUCAUGUUACAAGAAGCAGGCUUAAGUGACCCACAUGUGAUUUACAGUUACCAUCUAGAUGGAAUAUCCUCUGGUUUAGGUGAGUGUAGCCAUGAAUUUAAAUAAGCACUGUUUCAUCUAAGGAUCUUCCCAACCYCUAUAUAUUUAUAUUACCAGGCAUACCAGUCUGACUACUGCCCGGGUACAAGUGGCUAAAAUAAAUCUUGCAGUGAGCUGCAGAAGACGAUGGAGUUUAAUCUCUGGGGAAAGAACUUAGAAGGUUUUGUUUUAAAAGACCUUCUGGGUCUUUCGUGGAUCUCCUUCUCGCUGUGCCCUGGUACUUCUUACAAUAAUUAUUGUGACCUGCCAAGUGUGGCCUUAUGAAAUACAUAUUUUAAUUUUUUUCCCUUUUAUAAUCUGGGAAUAGAUGGUAAACCUACUGUGAAGGACAGGCAUGUAGGAUACAUUCAUUUUUUAAAGACUUGCUUAGUGAUUUCUGAAUAAUCUCUUUACUCACUUGCUACCUCUUUAAGCAUUAAGGUGCUAUAUAACAGAGUAUUAAUUUGCUACCAGUAGCGCAGAUAACUGCAGCUGGAUAUAGUAUUCUCUGUUGCRUAUUGGCGAUGAGUUAAGAUUAUCGUUGCCACAUAAACUGAAGAGAAUAACAAAAUUAACCUGAAAGCUGUCACAGCUCCAGCAGUAGYUGAGCUCUGUCUUAGAGCUCCUCACGUUUUUUUCCCCACACCUCCUAAAUGAUUGUACUUCCUAGUUCCUUUUCACCAUUGUUUAAGAAUUCAGUUUUCCCCACUGUUUCAGGCCAGAGUCUGAUCUGAAUUUCCAUUAUUGUGCAGGCCCUUGCUUAUUCCCUGUCUGCUGUGUACAGACUUACCGACCUGAUUACUKUCAAAUUACUAGGAUUAUCUUGCUUUAGAAACAGCAUUUUGUGAAUAUAGUUGCAUGCAAAAUGAACAAGAUGUUAUAUGUUGUCCUUGCAACAUAGCACAGUUAUUCAUUUCCUCUGCCUUUAUCCCCCACAUAGGUAAUUAUUUUACAACCUUGACCCUGAAGGAUAAAAGACUACUUGCUUGUGUCUUUCUCACCAAACACUGAUGAGCGGGUUUUGUUAAAAACUAAAGGAACUGAUAUAUUCUUAAGUUUGUGUAUAGGAUAUUCCUUGAGCUGAAAAGGUUAAAUAAAUUUGAUUUCAUGGGAGCUACUCAUCUAAGUCCACUAAUGACUUAAUUUUAGGUAUAAMACAGAGCAAAUUAAGGUGACUUGUAAUCUAACAUAUUUGCACCUCCACUAUCUGCCCAGGGUAGGAAGGUAGGUACAAUGUCAUCACUGUAUGAUGACAUUGACAGGCUUUUAGGUAAAAUAAAAUUGCUUUCCCUGUCAGCUGGCUCUGUGUGCACCUACCAAACCUUCCCCCAUUAGUAAUGAAUUGCUUCAAGGAAUCACAGAUUGAGGCUAGAGAGAACACUUAAAACCUUACUCAUAACACUGGU
This is a messenger RNA of Nothoprocta perdicaria, 6644 nucleotides long. It is a transcript of the gene HIF1A, whose product is annotated as hypoxia inducible factor 1 subunit alpha. NCBI's taxonomy places the organism in Eukaryota, Metazoa, Chordata, Aves, Tinamiformes, Tinamidae. Gene Ontology annotation, cellular component: nucleus. The coding region runs from base 143 to 2401 and encodes 752 amino acids. The transcript has 14 exons. Gene Ontology annotation, biological process: cellular response to hypoxia; regulation of transcription by RNA polymerase II. Gene Ontology annotation, molecular function: protein binding; DNA-binding transcription factor activity, RNA polymerase II-specific; RNA polymerase II transcription regulatory region sequence-specific DNA binding. The record is from RefSeq and is a predicted model, not a curated record.